CCUAGAAAUAGGCAAUCACGGCAGCGCAGUGGGCCUCCGGCGGCCGCUCUUUCUCAACCAAACCCGCGCUUUCCGCGCUUGGAUCGGCUCAUGGCGGUCAUCUAUUCAACUCCCGUUCUUCUUCCCCCUCGUGGCCCUUUCCACCUUUUGCGGCACUCGCAUCAUCUCCUUGUUCGGAUCCUUCUUGUCCUCGCUCCGAUUGAUGCCGGUCCGGCUCUGGGAUUUCAUUUAUGUCGACCUUAGCUUGGCAGCCUCUAAGUAACACUCGUAAUGCGAUUGGGGUCCGAUCUGUUCUGCCGUGGCGCGGCGCCAACGCUGUCGAGCUUCCGCUGCUUCCUCAUCUAGGUUGGCGCGUGAGAGUUGUUUGAUGUUGUGGAGAUGGAUUCUACUACUAACUCUGAGCUAAAUGAUUCUAGCAACCCAAUCUCUCCCAAUUCGGUACUACAAGAACAACCAGCAGCGAAUUCACCAGUUAAGGGAAUCCCAGAUAUACACGUUGAGCCACCUCUUCUCCGCCCCCUGCGGCUUCGGGCUAUCGGGAAGUUGCAACAUCUUUCCUUCCACUUUUUCCCUGUGGUAUUGGAUCCCAGCACCGCUUUGACCCAAUCGGAAAAUGAAGUCGAUGAACUUGAGCUGGAUUCACUGGAUGCCUGCAUGAUUCUGCAACCUGUUUCGUUGUCUGAGAUCGGCGAUGAUCUUGGAUAUGGAAGCAAGGGUUUUGAAGAUGACUCAUUUUUAUCAACGCCAUCGAAUUCUUCGCCGCCGAUUGCCAAAGCACGAGAGACACCAUCUAAGUCACCAGCUAAUGAUACUGAGAAAAAGACGAAUGAGGCUGAUGGUAGCAGCACUGAUACUAAAUCUUCUAAGCUGGUGUCGCCCACUUUUGCCAAUAUUACGAUUGAAAGCGCAACCUUCAUCGCGUACCCCUAUGUCGCCUUCCUCGCCUAUGGUUUUAGCUGGAAUACCAGUGUUCUUGGGGUCACCAAAGUAUUCCACAAUGGAGGCAGAACCAAUUGCAUAUGCUGUGACUAUAGAUCAAAGUAAUCAUGUCAGCAAACCUUCUGAAGCAUCUUUGCCCGAUUCAGUGUCGUGUGUGCCUAAGGCCCAAACUUUAGUUCCUCAAGCAACACCUGUGCAAAGCCAAGAACCUAAAACUCCUAGACCACCAGCUUUGUCAGGAGUGUUUUCCACUCCGUCACUCCUCAGUAAGAGUGAUUCACCCUCUUCGCCGCCCUGGCCAUCGCAAAGUUGCGUUGCGCCAUCCUCUCCAUGCCCACCUCCUCCUCCACCAUCACCAGUGGCAUCAUCAGGGCAACAAUCAUCCUUGACAUCAUCAAAUGGAUUUGCACCACCACCACCUCCUCCAUUGGCUGCAACAAAAGCUAUUCGUGCCAAGAGAAAUGAUGCAAGACUAAAAAGAUCGACACCAAUGGGAAAGUUAUAUAGAGCCCUCAAAGGAAAGGUGGAAGGUUCUAGUUUAGAUGGCAAAGCGUUGCAAGUUAGGAAAAAUCAAGUUGGGAAUUCCUCAGGUGGUAAUAAAGCUCAAGGGAUGGCUGAUGCAUUGGCUGAGAUGACAAAGAGAUCAUCUUACUUUCGGCAAAUUGAAGAAGAUGUUGAAAAGCAUUCUGCAUCUAUUCUGAAGAUGAUAUCCUCUCUCAAUUCCUUUAAGACAAAGGACAUGAAGGAGCUAUCAAAAUUUCACCAGAAAAUUGAGCAAGUGCUUGAAAAACUAACCGAUGAAACACAGGUAUUGUCUAGGUUCGAAGGCUUCCCGUUAAAGAAAUUGGAGACUAUUCAGGUGGCAGCUGCUCUACAUAUGAGGUUGGAAUCUAUAGUCGCAGCAUUGAAGGGUUGGAAGUUAGCAUCUCCAAUUGCCCAGCAGCUUGCGAAGGUUGAGUGCUACUUCAACAAGAUCAAAGAAGAAGUUGAUGUAACUGAGCGCAACAAAGAUGAAGAAUCCAAGAGAUUAAAAAACCACAAUAUUAUGUUUGAUUUCACUGCCCUUGUAAGAAUCAAGGAGGCCAUGGUUGAUUUAUCAUCAGACUGCAUGGAAAUGGUGCUCAAGGAGUGCAGAGAGACUCAGGAAAUAGCUGGAGAAACCACAUCCAAAUCAAAAACAAGACUGAAAAUGCUGUGGAGGGCUUUUCAGCUGGCAUUUCGAGUAUACAACUUUGCUGGAGGACAAGAUGAUCGAGCAGAUAAGUUGACCAGGGAAUUGGCUCGUGAGAUAGAGGCUUGCUCUGAAUCCUAGAGUUUCCUAGUAUACAUCUUUCUUUGUU
Messenger RNA from Zingiber officinale, 2279 nucleotides. RefSeq lists its product as uncharacterized. Gene Ontology annotation, biological process: chloroplast organization. NCBI's taxonomy places the organism in Eukaryota, Viridiplantae, Streptophyta, Magnoliopsida, Zingiberales, Zingiberaceae. The transcript is spliced from 6 exons. The record is from RefSeq and is a predicted model, not a curated record. Bases 692 to 2251 code for a protein of 519 amino acids. Gene Ontology annotation, cellular component: chloroplast outer membrane.